Messenger RNA from Symsagittifera roscoffensis, 2541 nucleotides. RefSeq names its product zinc finger RNA-binding protein-like. The coding region runs from base 3 to 2474 and encodes 823 amino acids. Lineage: Eukaryota; Metazoa; Xenacoelomorpha; Acoela; Convolutidae. The transcript is spliced from 4 exons. Gene Ontology annotation, molecular function: zinc ion binding; nucleic acid binding. The record is from RefSeq and is a predicted model, not a curated record.
ACAUGUGUGCUCUGUAUGGCAAUCAAGUCAAAAUGACUGGCGACCAUGUUCGCACAAAAGAGCCGGCAAAAACUGUGAUGGUGCCAAAUUUCAGUGCUUUCAACAACAAUUCAUCGUCAUCGUCCAAUCACAACAACAGCAGGCGACUUUCUCCGUCCGACGGUGUAAGAAAUAGCAGCAGACAAAGCAGUAGUUCGGGUGGUCGUGGAGGAGGAGAGGACUGGGGAAGGUAUUCGAACAGCAGUCGAUCCGGAAGCAGCAAUAGUAGGUAUUCGUCUUCGCGUGUGAGCGAUCGAGGAGACCACCGCAAACCACCAGAGCCGGGAUGGAAGCGACAGGCUAAGUACUAUUGCGAUGUCUGCUGUGUAAAUUGCGUUGGCGAGCAGUCUUUCGAAGCGCAUAUGUCGGGUCAACCGCAUUUAAAGAGAGUGAGAAAUGCUGCGAUACAGCAAAAAGAGAUGGAAAACGCUAGCACUUCGGGAGGCGGAGUGGCAACCAAAGCGCCUGAGAAUUUCUGCCAAGUGUGUAAUGUUGCAUGUAGUAGUUCGGAGGCAUACACUGCACACAUUAGAGGCCAAAAACAUCAGAAGUCGAUGAAGUUGUGGCAGUCGCUAGGAAAGCCGAUUCCCGAAUCACUGAAGCCGCAGGUUGUGAAAGUGAUUCCGAAGACAAACUUCACUGUGGGAGGAACUCUCAACACAUUAACCGGCAAAAUGGAGCUCACUUCUGAUCGACCGCAGAAGUCACAGGAGCAAGUGAUGCCAGUUGCUGCCCCGCCGGUGAAAGAGGAGAAGCCUAUAGUGGGCAGGGAGUGCAUUGUGGAGGAGAAGGAUAAACACGGCAAGGUCAUCAACUACAAGUGCACUAUUUGUGACUGCGACAUGAACAACAAAUACAUGCGCGACGACCAUCUCAAAGGCCGCAAACACUUGACUGAGUACAAGUUGAAGGUGAACCCCAAUCUUAAAGCACACGACAAGAAACUCACCCAGGCCUUCCAGCAGAUUGAGCAAAUACGACUGCAGGCCGAGCACCAGGAGAUGUUGCGACGUGAGCAUCGCGAGCAAGGUAUGAGGGCUAAAAUUGGGCAGCGUGAGAGGGAAGUGUUGACUAUGUUUCCAGGCUGUGUACAGAUCAGUGCGGUGCCCUCCAACAACGACAACACCAUACUGAGAAAACACACUGAGAUAUGUCCGUCUGCUGAGGAGAUACAGUUGGCCGAUCAGUUCCUGUCGGUGAUUGAGAGCGCUCUCAAACUGGUGUCAGAAUGUAUGUGUGCUCCAAACAACAGUGCGGAGAAGAAUCUGAAGGCUGUGAUGCGUAUCGGCUGUUUCGCCAAAGGCAUCUCGCUGAAGGGGGAAACUGCAUUCGAACUAGUGGUGCUAUGUGCUAAGAAACCGGAUCAGAAAAUAAUUAUGAGCAUCCACACAUUAGUGUCUGAAAAGAUCCCUCAAGUUAAUAUUUUUGAAAACGAAGAAUUUGAGGUCACGCUGCGCAUUCAAGACUGCUGCAUUAACAUAAAGGCUAAAAAUUUAGGAUAUACUUGUGCCGUAAACAUAACAUCACCAGCCGUACGCGAAGACCCAGAUCCCACCACCGAUCCCCCUAAGAUGCUAGACAAAGACUUGUGCAAUCUAUCGCUGGCCGAAAUGCGCCGUGCGAAGUGGUUCGACUCCAAAUCGAAACUCAAUUCGUCAUUGAUCGUGGUGCUAAGGUGUCUGAGGGAUCUGAAGCGGCGUAUACCAACAUGGCAUGUGUUCCCAGUCUACGUGAUCGAAUUGCUGUGUGACAAGGCACUGCGAACGGUCGCUCAUGAAAUGGGUCCCGGAGAGCUGCUGAGAAGGUUCUUCGAGAUAGUAUCUGCUGCAGUUCUGCUACCUGCUCAUAAUGGUGUGUAUGACCCAUGCGAGAAGAAUAAUGUGAAUGCGGCCAAAGAUGUAGAGCAACAGGACUGUCAGGACAUAACAACUAGCGCCCAGCAUGCGCUUCGACUAAUAGCCAUGAAUCAAACGGAGAAAGUAUUGGGUCUUAAAACUAAGCUGCCUCCACUUCCAACUCCUUCUGUAUUGGACACCACGCCUCCUCUACCCAAUCUAACACCAGCAUUAGCGCCUGUGAAUGUGCGAUCGGUGGCGGAACAACGGGCAGUCACAUAUUCACAAAAGGAACAAGUUAUGACCACUAAACCGGCAGUAACAGCAGCAGCGCCGCCCCUGACUCCUUUGAAACCACUGACUUCAUUGACCAGAGAACGUCCCCUCAUGAAGCGGGAAAAUGAUAGCAGCGGUGAGCUUAGUGCAAUUAAUGGAGCAAGUUGUCAGGAGCAAGAUUAUAGCAAUCAGCCACAGGGAGCUUCGCAGAUGAAACCGCCCUUGCAGUUAUUGAAACACCAUGCGCCGCCAGCUUCUGUAAAAAUUGAAAUUACAGACGACGUCGGCGGCCAAAUUCCCGAGAAAAAAAGCAAACUCGAUUAAAAUUGAUGAGUCAAUAUACAGAUUUUUCUUCCGUUCAAUUUCCGUUUCAAAUUACCCUCCAAAUUUU